Molecule: messenger RNA, 2692 nt
Organism: Magnolia sinica
Lineage: Eukaryota; Viridiplantae; Streptophyta; Magnoliopsida; Magnoliales; Magnoliaceae
Product: ABC transporter G family member 11-like
Exons: 10
Coding region: 240-2369 (709 amino acids)
Cellular component (GO): membrane
Molecular function (GO): ATP hydrolysis activity; ATP binding; ABC-type transporter activity
Source: RefSeq, a predicted model, not a curated record
UCGUUACGGAGGGAGAGAAUCAGUUCACACCAAAAGCAAACCUCUCCAAAAGCUCUCUUUCUGCAUGAAAUUUCACUUCAAUCCCAUAUAUUCACUUCAUACAGUCAAAACAACCAAUAACUCAUUUUCCUUCUCUCUCUGAAUUUUAUAACACCCUCUACUUCUUAGGCUUUUUUCUUCUUUUCUGUAUAAUCUCUCUUUCUCUUUCUUGCUAGCUAGCUAGCUUUUGAUCUUUUCAUAUGGAAGGAGGAGUAAAGAUGAGAGACUCUGCAGGCCAUGUUAUAAUGGAGAUAGAGGCUAGUAAGCCUCCAGGCAAUGGUAUUGUUGUAGGAGGAUUGAGUCCUUUGAGUGAGACGCUGUGGAAAGAGAAGACAGACACUGAAUUCAUUGGAGAUGUGUCGGCAAGGCUCACAUGGAAGGAUCUGACGGUUGCGGUGUCGCUCAGCAAUGGAGAGACGCAGAAGGUGUUGGAAGGGCUCACUGGAUAUGCUGAGCCAGGAAAUCUAACGGCUCUCAUGGGUCCUUCGGGUUCAGGGAAAUCGACGCUCCUUGAUGCUCUGUCUAGUCGGCUGGCGACGAAUGCGUUCCUCUCUGGAUCUAUCCUCCUUAAUGGACGGAAGGCGAAGCUGUCGUUUGGGAAUGCGGCAUAUGUGACGCAAGACGAUAACUUGAUUGGGACCUUGACGGUGCGUGAAACUAUAUCUUACUCUGCUCGUCUCCGUCUCCCCGACAAGAUGCCUUGGUCGGAGAAGCAAGCUCUUGUUGAGAGCACCAUCAUCGAAAUGGGUCUUCAAGAUUGCGCAGAUACAGUGAUUGGGAACUGGCAUUUGCGGGGUGUCAGUGGAGGAGAAAGGAGGAGAGUCAGCAUUGCACUCGAGAUACUGAUGAGACCUAGACUGCUAUUCCUUGAUGAGCCCACAAGCGGUCUCGACAGUGCUUCUGCUUUCUUCGUGACCCAAACUCUCCGCGCCCUAUCUAGAGAUGGCCGGACUGUUAUUGCAUCAAUUCACCAGCCCAGCAGUGAGGUUUUCGAGCUAUUCGAUCAAUUGUACUUGCUCUCUAGCGGCAAAACCGUGUACUUUGGGAAGAUUUCAGAGGCAUAUGAGUUCUUCGCGCAAGCUGGUUUCCCAUGCCCAACGCUGAGAAACCCAUCCGAUCAUUUCUUACGGUGCAUAAACUCGGAUUUCGAUAAGGUGAAAGCUACUCUAAAAGGAUCCAUGAAAAUGAGGUUUGUGAACACAGAUGACCCUCUGGAAAAGACAACCACAGCCGAAGCAAUCCGAACAUUGAUAGGUUUCUACAAUUCUUCUCAAUACUACUACACAGCUAGAGAGAAAGUCGAGGAAAUAUCCAAAGUGAAAGGCACCGUGCUGGAUUCAGGAGGCAGUCAAGCUAGUUUUUUAAUGCAGGCAUUCACCUUAACCAAGCGCUCCUUCGUGAACAUGUCAAGAGAUUUCGGUUAUUACUGGUUGAGGCUCGUGAUUUACAUCGUCGUGACUAUCUGCAUUGGAACCAUCUACUUGAAUGUUGGGACGAGCUACCAUUCCAUUCUGGCAAGAGGCGCAUGUGCUUCUUUUGUCUUUGGAUUUGUCACCUUCAUGUCCAUCGGAGGAUUUCCUUCAUUCGUGGAAGAUAUGAAGGUUUUCCAGAGAGAGAGGUUGAACGGUCACUAUGGGGUGGCAGCAUUUGUUAUCGGCAACACAAUUUCUGCGACGCCGUUCCUGAUCAUGAUUACCUUCAUUUCUGGAACAAUAUGCUAUUUCAUGGUUCAUCUCCAUCCCGGGUUCAUGCAUUAUCUGUUUUUCGUUUUGUGCCUCUAUGCGAGUGUCACAGUUGUGGAAAGCUUGAUGAUGGCUAUUGCCAGUGUUAUCCCUAACUUCCUAAUGGGAAUCAUUAUCGGGGCUGGUAUCCAGGGAAUUUUCAUGCUCGUUUCUGGGUAUUUUAGGCUCCCAAAGGACAUCCCAAAACCUGUCUGGCGAUAUCCAAUGUCUUACAUCAGUUUCCAUUACUGGGCACUUCAGGGCCAAUACCAAAAUGAUCUGAGAGGCCUGGAAUUUGAUAACCAGACACCAGAUCUCCCAAAGAUCUCCGGUGAAUACAUACUAGAAUAUGUCUUCCAGAUUGACGUUGACCGCUCGAAAUGGUUGGACCUGACGGUUCUCUUCUGUAUGAUAAUCAUCUACCGCAUCUUAUUCUUCAUUAUGAUCAAGAUCAGCGAGGAUGUGACUCCUUGGGUAAGGGGCUACAUUGCAAGGAGAAGACUGCAACAGAAGAAAAGCACCAAACCAGGAACACCUGGUGUUCCCAACCGCCUCACUCAAUCGCCUUCCCUCAAAACUUACGUCGACAGCCAGGACAAUGAGCCGUAGUGGAAAUUGGAACCGAGAUCAAAUUUUCAACAGCUAGAUGAGAACAGUAAGAUUUUAUAGUAAUAUUAAUUCCACUUAACCAAUCAAAGUUGUCUGCAGAUUGUGGGUGGAACUACAAGGCAAGGACAAAAAAAAUAGUAUGCAACCCUUGAAUUUCUGUAAAUUGACGGAGAUUGUGGCAUAUAUAAUAAUCAAAUGAAAAGCCUUUUGGGAACCUUUUCUAUAUUUACCUCUUAGGUAACGUCGGUUCUGGUUACCUGGUAAAGCCAUACUUCAUAUACACCUUUUAUUCCAUGCCCGUUAAUACAUUUGCCAGUUUUUUA